This is a messenger RNA of Maylandia zebra (zebra mbuna), 759 nucleotides long. Lineage: Eukaryota; Metazoa; Chordata; Actinopteri; Cichliformes; Cichlidae. The record is from RefSeq and is a predicted model, not a curated record.
CCCAAUAGACAACUCACUGGAGAGUGCCGCGACGGACCGAGUUCGAUGGCGUUCCCUUGUCACCCGAUGUGCCAAUCGGCACGGGAGGAUCCAAGUCUAAAUUUCCAUGAGCCGAGUGAAAUAUCCAACUCUGUGAAUCGCUCUAAGGACUUGCCGUCACUGAGAACAACAUUAAAGAAGGAUUUAACACAAGCAGCAAGUUCACCUGACAUGAAGCCACAAAGCUGCUUUGAAGAGUUUACACCUAUCAUCACUGCUGAUGACUCUGAAGAUGGAAACUACCUGUUCCAGUGCUCCAGUGCAGGCCUGUACCAGUGCAGUGUGACCGGCCUGGUGUUUGACAUGAAGGCAGAAGGAGACGUGGUUUACAGGACUGUCCCUUGGAACAAGAGGCUGCUGGCCCAACACCACAAGAAGCCUGCAGGACCCCUGUUUGACAUCAAAUGUCAGCAGCAGUCUGUGCGUCAGCUUUAUCUCCCACACUGUGAGCUCAUCUCCACAGGUGGAGGUCAGUUCUUGAAGGUCGCACAUGUGAAGGAUGAAGGCAUUGAGUUCAUCCGCCCUCAUCAGAUAACAGAAACUCAUGUUGUUAUAAACAUCACAGGGUUUUCUGGUUUUGGUAUUGUGAAGGAUGAAGACUCUCCCGCUGACCCAAUCCAAGCGAUGAUUCUGCUCUUCUACAAACCUCCAGUUGAUCCUCAUCCCAGAUGUGAUCUCAACUUUGCCAAGAAGACUUCAAAGUGUCCCAUUAACACUUAA